CUGAGGGUCAUUGCCGACCCGCCUCUGAUCCGGAGUCGUAGCUGGUGACACCUGCCAACAAAAGUCUGCGCAUCACACAUUAUCCGACUCUAGGUCUCUCUGACAUCAUCAAAGGUCAAGUCCCGGUUCGCAUCCAGGCAUGCCACCUGAUAGGUCAACCUGCAGCUCCAUAUUAUCCACAGCCUUAAGAAAUGAGCUUUCAGUGCAGAUGAGAUAUAGCAUGGGACGCAGCAAGGGAUAGAAGAAGCUGGACUUUUUGUGCGGAAUAGGAACGGCGAUUUACAGUAUCAUUUGAUAUGUUCGGAUGAUGCUAGUCUAACUAGCGCUGCUUGAAAAGGACACCUUAUUGGCCGUCCUGGUGAGACCUCACUAGCUCGCAGGCAGCCCCCCAGGCGACCCAGGCGGGUGGUCAAUGACGUCGUCCACGCGCACCGCUUGGACGGCCACCCAACCCCACAACAAGAACAGAUAAACAGGCCUUGCCAACCAACACCUCCCAAGCCACCAUAUUUCGCAACUUGCAAAAAGCAAGAGGUGCCAGCCAGCUCAAGCAAUCCUCCGAAGGCGUCCCGUACGUUCGACACAUACGACCACAAGCGAGGAUCGAAAAGCAAGCAUGUCUCAAAGCUCCGGAGUGGCGAGCUCGCUUCAGGCGAGGGCGCAGGAAGUCGUCAAGGAGGACUUGGCCGAGGCAAAGAUUCAGGUCAACGAUGCCGCGAAAAGUGGCAGCUACCUGUACCCCAUCAAGGGGAUAUUCUACUUCUUCUCUCACCGUGCCCUAUGGAAGCCCUUCCUGUCCCGCAUCGGCCCCACCCUCGCCGUGUCGGCCGGGGUGACGGUGCCCAUGUUCAUCUUCACCUACCUCCCACAGCUGGCCAUUCUGGUGUGGGUGAACGGCCCGCUGGCCGUGUUCACGACGGUCCUGCUGGUCCUCAACGAGUCGUCGACCAUCACGUCCAUCAUCGCCCGCAACUUCAUCAUGCAGGACGCCCUCCUCGACACCUUUGAUGGCACCCUCGUCGCGCGCGGCGCGACUGGCGUCGUCAAGGAGGGCAGAGAGCUGCAGCCAGGCUCCGACCCCAUCGGCAAGCUGGGCAAGGUGCUCAAGUCUCCCUUCGACCGCUUCAGCCCCAAAGCCAUCCUCCGCUACCUGAUCCACCUGCCGCUCAACUUCAUUCCUGUUGUCGGGACCGUGAUUUUCAUUCUGCUGCAAGGACGAGCCAGGGGUCAAAGUGUCCACGACCGGGUAUGUCCACCACUCUUGUGAAUUUGCAUGCGGAGAAAGUAAACAGUGGACAUGGAUAUUAACAGGCAGAAACAGUACUUUCAGCUCAAAUCUUGGGGCAAGGAGAGGAGGUCCGCCUGGAUCCAGGCGCAUGCAGGCUCCUACACGGCGUUCGGGUUUGUUGCCACUCUGCUCGAGAUGGUGCCCGUCGCAUCGCUUCUCUUUUCUUGCACCAAUGCUGUCGGCGCUGCCCUGUGGGCUGCUGAUAUCGAAGCGAAGGGCACCCAAACGGCAGGGCAGGCUGCCAGUGACAAGGACAACUGAGGUGUUGGCUUCCGACCAUGGCCGGGCCGCCUCUGUAUGGUUGAGGAUUCUGAAUGAAACAAAACCACGUUUCCUUUUUCUCCCCCUUGGGUCGGCCAGGGCUCAGUCCAUCAAUCGUCGCCCAAGAUGGAUGGAUGGGAUACGUGAACGACAACGCGGGGGUGGCGAGCCUUGGGACGUGUGACUUGUGUCGUGGAAGCAAAGCGGUGUUGGUUUCUUUUUUUUCUUUUUUUUUCGGCUUGCCAAGGGACCCUCUUCUGUGCGCCAACACCCGAUCUAGUCGCAAUCCAGCCAUCCGUAUUCAUACAAGUGUAUUUCAGCGCAGAGAUUUGCCGCCAGUGCAUUUUUCAGGCUGAUGAGCCGGGACCAGCCCCUCCGUAGCCGCGAGCGCUUUCCGUCAAGAUAGUGUUUGAGACGGACUGACAGGAAGAAGAGCGCGGAAGAGGGGGGUGGCAGUGGUGGCGUUUGCUACGUGCCAAGCGCGCAUCGGCACGGCCGGAAAGGGGAGAGUGAGAGAGAGAGAGGGCUGCUGCUUCCCAGCCAGCCUAGCCCACGCCAGUCUCCCCCUCCCUGCUGCGGCCUCGUCACAUCACGAAUCGUCAUAUACGGGUACGAUAUCGAGAUUGAUUGGACAUGCGUUGCUGCAGGCCUGUGAUUUGCUUUGCGGCUGGGCAGGAGAGGAGAAAGAAAUGUGAGAAGUGAGAAGUGAGAAGCGACGGGAGGGGGGAGAGGAAAUGAAAUCGAGUGGGAUAAAAAAAAAAAAAAAAAAAAAAAAAGUAA
Molecule: messenger RNA, 2329 nt
Organism: Gaeumannomyces tritici R3-111a-1
Lineage: Eukaryota; Fungi; Ascomycota; Sordariomycetes; Magnaporthales; Magnaporthaceae
Exons: 7
Coding region: 617-1267 (216 amino acids)
Cellular component (GO): ascospore wall; lipid droplet; prospore membrane
Source: RefSeq, a predicted model, not a curated record